Molecule: messenger RNA, 137 nt
Organism: Racocetra persica
Lineage: Eukaryota; Fungi; Glomeromycota; Glomeromycetes; Diversisporales; Gigasporaceae
Source: the annotation of a GenBank genome assembly
CGAAUACUAAAGGCAACAAAAUGUUAACAAGACCCUCAAAUAACAACAAUAAAGGUAACAAUACUAAGAAUAAUGAUACUGAAAGUGAUAGCUCUAAUAACUUUGACAAUUUAAUAACAAAUAUGAUUCUUUCCUGA